Molecule: messenger RNA, 2550 nt
Organism: Meira miltonrushii
Lineage: Eukaryota; Fungi; Basidiomycota; Exobasidiomycetes; Exobasidiales; Brachybasidiaceae
Product: NGP1NT-domain-containing protein
Exons: 2
Coding region: 37-2229 (730 amino acids)
Cellular component (GO): nucleolus
Molecular function (GO): GTP binding
Source: RefSeq, a predicted model, not a curated record
CCCCUUUCCGAAUCAGACAACAUAUCUUUCUCCAAGAUGGCUGUCAAGGUAAAGGGUGGAAAAGACAAAAAAUCCUCUUCAUCAAGUGGUGGUGGAGGCGGUGGUGGAAAUGGUGGAAUAAAGCGUGUAAAAGGUGAAAAUUUUUAUCGUGAUGCGAAAAAAGCAAAAACGGUAAAGAUGUUAUCGCGAGAUGGUAUUGCAAGUAAGGCAAUCAGAGAUGCAAAAGGAAACAUCAUUCAAGCUGCUGAAUUUCAAAGUAGUGAAGCACUUCCUGGUCGUGUUCAACCUGAUAGAAGAUGGUUCGGUAACACUCGUGUUAUUUCACAAGAUGCUUUGGAUCAUUUCAGAACCGCUUUGCAUUCUCGCGUGGAUGACCCAUACUCUGUUCUUUUGAGGCGUAACAAGCUACCCAUGUCUCUACUGCAAGAAGGCACAGCAACCAAAUCAUCGGGAAAGACAUCCAAUCUUACCUCUGUUGAAUCCUUCGCAAAGACAUUUGGACCAAAUGCCCAAAGGAAAAGACCAAGAUUGGACAACACUUCAUCCAGCUUUGCCGAUUUGGCUGCAUCAAGUGAAGAGGCAGGCGUUGCAGCAGAUGCAAAAGAACUAGCAGCUUGGGAAAAAGCAAAUGGCAUCGGCCUCGUUCCUGCUGAUGCAGAAGUCAAUCUAGGAAUGGAUGGUGAAGCAGUCGCAACUGGAUCGGAUGAUAUCUAUUCAAUGCCGGUCACACGUGGACGUAGUGAACCAGGAUAUAGUAAAGGUCAAUCACGACGAAUCUGGGCUGAAUUAUACAAGGUCAUCGACUCGAGUGACGUGGUUGUACACGUAUUGGAUGUACGUGAUCCACUUGGCACACGUUGUCGCAGUGUCGAAAAGCACUUGAAAGAAGAGAAGCCACACAAACAUUUGAUCUUCUUGCUCAACAAGGUCGAUCUAGUGCCAACAUGGGUUACUGCACGAUGGGUAAAGAUUCUAUCAAAAGAAUACCCGACUAUCGCAUUCCAUGCGUCUAUCAAUAAUUCUUUCGGAAAAGGUUCUUUGAUUCAACUGCUCCGUCAAUUCAGUGUUUUGCAUUCGGACAAGAAGCAAAUUUCUGUCGGUUUCGUUGGUUACCCAAACACCGGAAAAUCGAGUAUUAUCAACACACUCAAGAAAAAGAAGGUCUGCAAAGUGGCACCAAUUGCCGGUGAAACGAAGGUCUGGCAAUAUAUCUCCUUGAUGCGCAGAAUCUAUCUAAUCGAUUGCCCAGGUAUUGUGCCUAUUGGUAUGGGUGAUACAGAGACAGCUACAAUUCUCAAGGGUGUGGUUCGUGUUGAGAAUGUCGAAGGCCCAUCUGAACAUAUCCCAGCACUGAUGGCUCGUGUUAAGCCUGAAUAUCUUCGUCAAACAUACAAUUUGAAAGGAUGGAAGAAUCACGAAGACUUCUUAUCGCAACUGGCACACCGCAUGGGUAAAUUGCUCAAAGGAGGAGAUGCAGAUCUUGAUACGUGUGCCAAGAUGGUGAUCAACGAUUGGGUUCGCGGUAAGAUCCCUUUCUACGUUGAGCCACCGAUGAUGGCCAGAACGGAUGAAUUUGGACUUGCGAACAGCAAAGGAAAAGCCAAAGCUGCCGAGCAAGAAGAACAGCAGGAAGCAAACGAGGACCCUUCCUUGCAACUACCCACAAAACGUACUGUCAAGGGUGUCAGUCAACCGUUGCGGGAGAUUGCCGUUGCAACGAAAUUCUCACAUGCAGACAUGCAUGCUGGAAUGCCGGAAGAUUUCGAAGAAGUCAAUCAAGGUGAUGAAGAUGCUGCAGAAGGGUACGAUGAAGCUUCUAGUGAGGCUGAGGAAGAAUCAGAGGAGGAUGAAGAGGAAGAAGAAGCAGAAGGUGAUGCCUUACCCGAAUUGGCCUGGUCAGACGUUUUCGGUGGAGGCGCCGAAGAAAACGAUGCAGCCAGCGAUGAGGAGGAUGAAGAGGAAGAAGAUGCCGACGAGGAUGAGCAAGACGAUGAAGAAGCUGAAGAAGAGUCUGAAUCGGCUGCAGACAAUUCCACUAGCAAGGAAGAACGCAAGACGACUUCCAAACGCAAAGCAGAGAACUUCUAUGACCGCGUCAAUGUCAAGAACAAGAAUCGUCAAAAGUCCACUCAAAUGCGUGAACUGCAACGAAACAGCAAACAAACCGAACGCGGAAGUCGUAUUGGUGCCAACAAAAAGGCGUCUAGAACAGCUUUCAAGAGACAUUGAUGUUGUCUCAUUAUCUUUUUCUCUUUUUGUAUUAUAUACCCUUGUAUUCCGCUUUGAUAUAUGUACAUUAGCAAUUUUUUUAUGGAAAGCAUCCGUUAGCCAUUUCGAUCAUGAGUGUGAUUGCAUGAGUACAUGUACCGAUCAAAUACGUGAUGUGAGUGCUUCAAGAGCGGCUUUUGUACUGUCCUUUUCCGUCUUGAUUAGCCCACUGAUAGCUUUGAAAUGGGGAUGUUUUGAAUCUAGCAUCAGUUCAAACAGAGCGCUUUCGGAUGUUGUGAUUGUAGCGCCAGCCAAACGCAUUCUUUCGAUGGCAAGUGGAAC